Molecule: messenger RNA, 576 nt
Organism: Erigeron canadensis
Lineage: Eukaryota; Viridiplantae; Streptophyta; Magnoliopsida; Asterales; Asteraceae
Product: 10 kDa chaperonin 1, chloroplastic-like
Exons: 7
Coding region: 22-447 (141 amino acids)
Cellular component (GO): mitochondrial matrix
Molecular function (GO): ATP binding; metal ion binding; protein folding chaperone
Source: RefSeq, a predicted model, not a curated record
CAACAAUAUCAUAUCUUAUCCAUGGCGUCGUCGAGUUUUCUUACAGCAGUUGCCAAGCCAUUUUCUACUGACCUUCUUCGUUCUCCUCCUUCUAUCUCCACCAAAACCACACCAACAUCUUUCUGUUUAAAAAGGAAUUCCUUCAAGGUUAAUGCAAUUGCUACAAAAUACGAGCCUUCUAAGGUUAAGCCACAAGCUGAUAGAGUGCUAAUUCGUCUUGAGGAGCUACCUGCGAAAUCUGCUGGUGGAGUUCUGUUGCCGAAAUCAGCUGUCAAGUUUGAACGUUAUCUUAUGGGAGAGAUUCUUGCUGUUGGCACUGAGGUAGGGGACUUGGAGGCGGGGAAAAAGGUUCUUUUCUCUGACAUCAACGCUUAUGAGGUGGAUCUUGGAGCGGACGGAAGGCACUGCUUCUGCAAAGUGUCCGACCUACUAGCUGUGGUUGAAUAGAACACUACUAUAUGAAUCACUUUAUCUUCCUAUGAGGUGUCAUAAUCUGUUGUAGUGAGCGUUUGUCGCUUAUGACUUGAUACAAUUUUGUUAGCAAGUAAAGCAAUUGCAAGCAGUAUGAAUUUAGCA